GCCGACGUUCCUACUCUCUACCGCCAUACCCCUCUAGUCCUCUCCCGGCGCAAGCCAUGCUGCGGCUCGUUUCGUCGGCCUCCAAGCCCUCGGCGGCGGGCGUGCUCGCCAAGGUCGCCCCCUCCGCGUCGACUCGCCCAAGUCGUAGGACGUUCUCUUCGACGCCGGCGAAGAGGGCAGACAUCACUCUUACUGUCGAUGGAAAGGAAGUGACGGUCCCCCAAGGCUCUGCACUCAUCCAGGCUUGCGAGGCUGCGGGUGCAACAAUACCAAGAUUUUGUUACCAUGACCGACUAGCUAUCGCUGGUAACUGCCGUAUGUGUUUGGUUGAGGUUGAGCGAUCCCCAAAACCUGUCGCCUCUUGUGCCAUGCCUGCCAUGCCUGGCGCUAAGGUAUGGACGAACACUCCUUUGGUCCAUGAAGCUCGCGAGGGUGUCAUGGAAUUCUUGCUAUCCAACCAUCCACUCGACUGCCCCAUCUGUGAUCAGGGUGGCGAGUGUGAUCUCCAGGACCAGUCCAUGCGUUACGGUGCCGACCGAACACGGUUCCACGAGAUUGCGGGGAAGCGCGCCGUCGAGGACAAGGACAUGGGCCCUCUCGUCAAGACCUCUAUGAACCGUUGCAUUCAGUGCACACGGUGCGUGCGGUUCGCCAACGAAGUUGCCGGUGUGGAGGAGCUCGGUACGACUGGACGUGGUAACGACAUGCAGAUUGGCACGUACGUUGCGAAGACGAUGAACUCCGAGCUCUCUGGGAACAUCGUCGACCUUUGCCCUGUCGGAGCGCUCACAAGCAAGCCUUACGCGUUCCAUGCCCGUUCAUGGGAACUCAAGCACACCGACUCUAUCGACGUUCUCGAUGCCGUUGGCUCAAAUAUCCGCGUCGACUCUCGCGGCGUGGUUGUCAUGCGCGUCCAACCCCGCCCGAACGACGACGUCAACGAGGAGUGGAUUAGCGACAAGACCCGCUACGCGCACGACGGUCUCCGCUUCCAACGUCUUACCGUGCCCCUUGUCAAGCAGGGCGACCGCUUCGUGACCGUGUCAUGGGAAGACGCGAUUUCCGCCGUUGCCGACGGUCUCGCUCGCUCUGGUGCCAAGGGCGAUGAAAUCAAGGCCAUUGCCGGCCACCUCGCCGACACCGAGUCGCUUGUUGCCCUCAAGGACUUCGUCAACCGUCUGGGUUCCGACAACACCGCCCUCGAUCACGUCGGCGGCCACGCUGCACCCGUCCACGCAGUGGACGUGCGGUCAAACUACCUCUUCAACGCCACUAUCCCCGGCGUUGAGCAGGCCGACGCCAUCCUUCUCGUCGGCACCAACCCCCGGCAUGAGGCGGCGGUCCUCAACUCGCGUAUUCGCAAGAGCUGGCUGCACACCACGCUCGAGGUCGGGCUGAUCGGCGAGCGGGUGGACACGACUUACGGGUACGACUACCUCGGCGCGGACGCGAAGGCGGUUGCGGACUUUGUCGCGGGCAAGGGCGAGUUUGCGAAGAAGUUCAAGGCGGCGAAGCGCCCCUUGAUCAUCGUCGGCAGCUCGUUGGUGGAGCAUGCGGAUGGUGCUGCCAUCUACAACGCGCUGGCGAAGUACGUCGACGCGAACAAGGAGAAGCUCGUUACCCCCGAGUGGAACGGUUACAGCGUCCUCCAGCGGGUUGCCUCCCGUGCGGCUGCAUAUGAUAUCGGCUUUGUCCCCUCGAAGAAGGCAUCAACAGCCAAGCCCAAGUUCGUCUACCUGCUCAACGCCGACGAGGUCAACCCGAAGGACAUCCCCCAGGAUGCCUUCGUUGUCUACCAGGGCCACCACGGUGACCUUGGUGCUCAGCUCGCCGACGUCGUCCUUCCCGGCUCCGCCUACACUGAGAAGGCCACCACGUGGGUGAACACCGAGGGCCGUGCGCAAGUUGGCCGGGCUGCUGUCCCCCCUCCGGGUGCGUCGCGUGAGGACUGGAAGAUUAUCCGUGCUCUGUCUGAGGUGACCGGGUCGCCGCUACCGUACGACGACAUCCUGAGCUUGCGGGAUCGCAUGUGGGAGAUCUCCCCCACGCUCCUCCGCUACGACACCCUCGAGCCGACGUCCACGGACGUUGCCCUCGCCGGCCUCAAGACCCUCGCCGCAGGCACCGCCGGCGCGAAGGUCUCCGGCGCGCCCCUGAAGAAGCCCAUCGACAACUUCUACCAGACGGACCCCAUCUCACGAGCUUCGGUCACAAUGGCACAGUGCACGCGUGCCUUCGUGAAGGGCGAGGACUAUGGUUUCAGCGAGCUGGCGAGUGCUGAGGAGGCUGCGUUUGCAUGAUGUCUUUUUUAGAUCAUGGAAUGAUAAAGCCACGCUAUUUCUUUAAC
Messenger RNA from Trametes versicolor FP-101664 SS1, 2347 nucleotides. Its product is annotated as NADH-ubiquinone oxidoreductase. Bases 57 to 2300 code for a protein of 747 amino acids. Gene Ontology annotation, molecular function: iron-sulfur cluster binding; NADH dehydrogenase (ubiquinone) activity. Gene Ontology annotation, biological process: ATP synthesis coupled electron transport. NCBI's taxonomy places the organism in Eukaryota, Fungi, Basidiomycota, Agaricomycetes, Polyporales, Polyporaceae. Gene Ontology annotation, cellular component: membrane. The record is from RefSeq and is a predicted model, not a curated record. The transcript has 10 exons.